AUGCAAGCUUACUAUUGCAGGUGGUCAUGUGCCGUGAGAGGUUCGCUAUCAAUGCGAGGAGGUAAAAUAACAAAAAACAGGGAGCAGACGAGUCUUCAAAAAUCAGUUCUUGAAGAGGUUGCAGAAAAAGCGUCCAAUACCUUCUUAUAUACGGCAGUUGCAGCUGCCAUUGGCAUGCUAGGUGUUUUUGUUUAUCUUUUGGCUGGUGAAUUUUUUGCAGAGGAUAGCCCUCAAAAGAUAUACAUGAGAGAAGAUGGCAGGUGCCAAGACCUUUUUGGACCCACUAUUGCUGGUUUUGGAGAGGAAACAUCACGUGGUCGGCGCCGUCACGUCGCUCAUCAUAAAUACGAAAAAGAUGGGAGACAACGAAUCCGUGUUCUUUUUCAUGUGAAGGUGUGA
Cooperia oncophora is the source of this 399-nucleotide messenger RNA. NCBI's taxonomy places the organism in Eukaryota, Metazoa, Nematoda, Chromadorea, Rhabditida, Trichostrongylidae. The record is from the annotation of a GenBank genome assembly.